GGUGACUCUCGCUCUCUACCUCGCUCCCCCGCCCCAUGACGAAACUGACGUCCACACUUCCUCUCUCUCCUCUCCCGGCCAACCGUGUAUCGUGAUAAUUGUCCAUGGGCUCUGCAACUGACCGCCGUCGUACUACAGACAUUCGCAAAGACGACUCAGCGCUGCAUCACAGCUCAGAAGCCGGAAAGACAUCGUCGCCGCGUUCAGAUCCUAAAGCCAAACAAUCUUCUGAUCUCAAGGACAGUCAAGCCGGCAAGGAUUCCGGCAAUGCUGACGCAUCCCAACCCCUCGCUCCACCACCUCGACCUGCACAACAGAAUCCAUCGGACACGCCUGAUUACUUCUCGGGCAACCACAGCAGUAAUCACUUCUCCCUCGAACCUAAUCCCUUUGAACAAUCCUUUGGUAAUCCGGCGGCGGAGACCCCAGGGAAGUCGCUCCUUCCACCUGUCGCGGCGCUCGCGUCCCCGGCAUCACUUCUUCCUGGACCUUCCUCGGGAGGAGGGUUUGCUUGGCCAAAUUCUCUACGAUCAGGGCCCUUGAGCCCGGCCAUGCUCACCGGUCCAACCGGUGGCAGUGAUUACUUUAGCGACUCCCAUUUGCGUGGCGGCUUCCCUACGCCCAACGAAUCAUCUCUUCGCACUGGACUGACGCCCGGUGGGGGAGGGUCCAUGUUCCCCGCGCCAAGUCCCAACUCGCAGGCCCUCUUCAAUCAGUUUGCCAGCGGUGGCGCAACUCCAGGGACUUUGGAUUUUCACCGCACGGCGAUGAAUGUUGCAGCCUCGCGGAAAUCGGAAAGUGCUGCUCCUACGUCUCAACCACAGGAUCAAGGCGUACCCAUGGCCGGUGUAGAUCAGAAGCCGGCUACGGCCCAAAUGGGCCAGCAAGAUCCCUUUGGCCAACAUGAUGCAAAUGAUGCCGCCAAUGGUUUGUUCUUGCUCGCUCAGGCCCGCAACGGGCCCACGGAAAAUCAAUACGCAAUGGCUGGGAAGCCGACGGCGGCUCCCGACGCCGGCAAUAUGGGCCAGAUGCCCAAGAUGGCUGCGCAUUCGCAGUCAGGGUCCCCCCACCUCGCCAAACAGGUUGCGCGAAAUGCCAGCGUGUCCGGCUCUGUUCGGGGUGCAAGCGAAAUGAGUGCCGAAUUCUCAGAUAGCGGCAAGAGUGACCAGGCGAAAGCCAACACUACGGCCAAAGGAAAGAAGGGGCCAAAUGCGAAGGGAGGCCAAGCUGCCAAUGGACGGCGCAAAGCUGAAGAUACCCCGAGCAAGGCCCCUCCGAACAAGAAGGCCAAGGUCAACAAUCAUCCUAUUCCCGACAUGGACGCCAUGGAUUCGGACGAUGAUGACAGCAUUAAGCUCGAAAACAACAAGGAGAACUCCGGUAAGAAAAUGACUGACGAGGAAAAGAGGAAGAAUUUCCUGGAGAGAAAUCGGGUUGCUGCAUUGAAAUGCCGUCAGCGGAAGAAGCAAUGGCUUGCCAAUUUGCAGGCCAAGGUCGAAAUCUUCAGUAGUGAAAACGACGCGCUAAGCGCUCAAGUGACCCAAUUGCGGGAGGAGAUUGUCAAUCUGAAGACACUACUUCUUGCUCACAAGGACUGUCCCGUGUCUCAGGCUCAGGGUCUGAGUGGCCUGGCGAUGAACAGCCUCGUUGGCGACUUCAACCCUCAUGCAAACCCCUAUGGCAUGGCAAUGGCCAACGGAGGUCAAAUGAUGGCUGGUCCCGGCAUGCAGAGGCGAUAGACCAAUUGGUACUUCGUAUUCUCCAACAAGGAGAAGUUGCAGCUUGCAGUCUUUGGGUUUCUCCAUGUUGCUCUUGAUGAUGCACUGGCGUGACUGCAUACACCUUUUGGUUACUUUCGCAUUCUCUUUCCUUUCUUCUGGCCCAAUGACUUAUUCUCAUAAUUUUCUUUUCCCCUUCUCUAUUGGUCGGGGAUAGACCCAACCUUAUGUAGGGGAAAUUGAUAUGGGAAAGAAUCUGUCAGAGGGGUUUUUCCUUGGUGCCUUGAACCUUUCUGUGUCACAAAAUCAGCUAAAUCGCAUCAUUGGGAGGAGCAUCUGGGAUCAUUUACGGGGGCAGGCAGGCGCACAAA
This is a messenger RNA of Xylona heveae TC161, 2089 nucleotides long. RefSeq lists its product as hypothetical. Lineage: Eukaryota; Fungi; Ascomycota; Xylonomycetes; Xylonales; Xylonaceae. The coding region runs from base 105 to 1739 and encodes 544 amino acids. The record is from RefSeq and is a predicted model, not a curated record. Gene Ontology annotation, biological process: regulation of transcription by RNA polymerase II. Gene Ontology annotation, molecular function: DNA-binding transcription factor activity, RNA polymerase II-specific; RNA polymerase II cis-regulatory region sequence-specific DNA binding. The transcript has 3 exons.